AUGUACAGUGGCCGACAGUCAAUAGCUGUCGAGGGUGCUGCCUUCGUUCAGCCCGAUAUUGCGGCGCGUCGCGUGAUGCGGAGUUGCAGAGUAUCUCCGUGGUUCAUUGGCAAUCUGGCGGUCAUCUUCCGCUCGCGGGGCAAUGACCAAUCACCGCGUACCAAUGCUGAGUCAGCCACCGACAGCUUGUCCCUCUUACGUCGCUGGAGGAGACGUUUCCAUCCCCGCGCCGGGAGCUGUAGAUUCGAGUCAAAUCACUGUUGGAAAGUCUUGCUUGAAGGCAAGGCUUUCGGCUCACAGAUCGCCACAAUUACCUCCGAAAUUCCCGUUCGCGACGCUGCGAAGCUGGGAAAGCGAAGAGCGUCUACCGAGAAAUCCCCAACUCGGCCGGAGAAGAAGAUCAUGACGGACGUCGAGAUGAAGGUUGAUAACCCACAGGAAACUGUGGAGAAGAUUAAGCAGGGGGAGAUCGAUGAGUCUCUCUACAGUCGACAGCUGUAUGUGCUUGGACAUGAGGCUAUGAAGCGCAUGGGUACUUCGAAUGUCCUUGUUGUCGGACUGAAGGGCCUUGGUGUGGAAAUCGCCAAGAACAUUGCUCUUGCCGGUGUGAAAUCUCUCACUCUAUACGAUCCCGCGCCCGUUGCCAUCUCAGACCUUUCCUCCCAGUUCUUCCUUCAACCUCAAGAUGUCGGCAAGCCGCGUGCCGAAGUGACGGCCCCUAAGGUCGCCGAACUCAAUUCAUACGUUCCCGUCACGGUACACGAAGGCGGUAACCUCGUAGAUGACCUGGAGCAGCUGAAACGCUAUCAGGCAGUGGUCCUUACUCUCACGCCUCUGAAAGAUCAACUUGCUAUUGCGGACUUCUGCCACAAGAAUGGCAUCUACCUUACCAUUGCCGACAGUUUCGGUCUUUUCGGUUACCUCUUUAACGAUUUUGGAAAGAACUUCACUAUUGGUGAUGCUACUGGUGAAGAGCCUGUGAGCGGCAUUGUGGCCGGCAUUGAUGAGGAGGGUCUAGUGUCUGCUCUUGAUGAGAGCCGACACGGUUUGGAAGAUGGAGACUAUGUGACAUUCACCGAGGUGAAGGGCAUGGAUGGCCUGAAUAACUCUGACCCUCGCAAGGUCACUGUUAAAGGCCCUUACACGUUCCAUAUUGGUGAUGUCUCUGGUCUUGGGACGUACCAGUCUGGCGGUAUCUUUACACAGGUCAAGAUGCCCAAGUUCGUCGACUAUCAACCCUUGGAGGAACAGCUGAAAAAGCCUGAGCUUAUGAUUUCGGACUUUGCCAAGUUUGACCGGCCGCAACAACUACACAUCGGUGUCCAGGCGCUUCACAAAUUUGCCGAGGGCCAUGAUGGCCAGCUUCCUCGCCCUCACAAUGAGAGUGAUGCCCAGGAGGUCCUCAAGAUCUCUAACGACCUCUCCUCGAGCCAGGAAGAGAAGGUAGAUUUGGAUGAGAAGCUCAUUAAGGAGCUUAGUUACCAAGCACGCGGUGAUCUCAGCCCCUUGGCCGCCUUCUUUGGCGGCGUUGCAGCACAGGAGGUCCUCAAGGCUGUCUCCGGAAAGUUCAGCCCUGUUAAGCAAUGGCUCUACCUAGACUCGCUCGAGUCGCUUCCGGCUUCUACUACCCGGUCUGAAGAGAGUUGCAAACCACUUGGAACCCGGUAUGAUGGUCAGAUUGCUGUCUUUGGUAAAGAGUUCCAGGAUAAGAUCGCCAACACUACCCAGUUCCUUGUUGGUGCAGGUGCAAUUGGAUGUGAAACCCUCAAGAACUGGGCCAUGAUGGGUUUGGGAACUGGCCCUAAGGGCAAAAUCUAUGUUACCGAUAUGGACCAGAUCGAGAAGAGCAACCUCAACCGUCAGUUCCUAUUCCGCAGUAAGGAUGUUGGCAAGCUCAAGAGUGAGUGUGCCUCCGCUGCUGUUCAGGCCAUGAACCCCGAGCUAGAGGGCAAGAUUGUCGCAUUGCGGGACCGUGUCGGACAAGACACUGAGCACAUCUUCAAUGAGGAAUUCUGGGAGGGAUUGGACGGGGUUACCAACGCACUGGACAACGUUGAUGCUAGAACUUACGUUGAUCGUCGUUGUGUCUUCUUCCGUAAGCCUCUCCUCGAGAGUGGCACUCUUGGCACCAAGGGCAAUACCCAAGUUAUCCUUCCACAUAUCACCGAGUCCUACUCCAGCUCCCAGGAUCCCCCUGAAAAGUCCUUCCCCAUGUGCACUCUGAAGAGUUUCCCCAACCGGAUCGAACAUACCAUUGCCUGGGCCAGGGAUCUUUUCCAGACCUAUUUUGUUGGCCCCCCUGAGGCUGUCAACAUGUAUCUGUCACAGCCAAACUACAUUGAGCAGACGCUUAAACAGGCUGGCAAUGAGAAGCAGACCCUGGAGCAACUGCACGAUUUCUUGGUGGCCAAUAAGCCAUUGACUUUUGACGAUUGUAUCGCCUGGCUCGCCAUCAGUUUGAAGCCUUUCUGGUCCGGCCCCAAGCGUGCUCCAACACCUUUGAAGUUCGAUAGCUCGAACCCCACUCACAUCGGGUUCAUCAUCGCCGGAGCGAAUCUCCACGCUUUCAACUAUGGGAUCAAGAGCCCGGGAGCAGACAAGGAAUACUAUCGCAAGGUUGUCGACAAUAUGAUUAUCCCUGAAUUCUCCCCCAAGUCCGGUGUGAAGAUCCAGGCCGAUGAGAACGAGGCCGACCCGAACGCUGGGAAUGGCGGCUCGUCUUUCGAUGACAACGAGGAGAUCCAGCGUCUGGUCGACUCUCUGCCAUCGCCGAAGUCACUUGCUGGAUUCCGCUUGGACCCAGUUGAGUUUGAAAAGGAUGAUGAUACCAACCAUCAUAUUGACUUCAUUACUGCAGCCAGCAACCUCCGUGCCGACAACUACGAAAUUCCCCAGGCUGACCGCCAUAAGACUAAAUUUAUAGCUGGCAAGAUCAUUCCUGCUAUUGCCACGACCACCGCGCUGGUUACUGGACUGGUUGCCCUGGAGUUCUACAAGAUUAUCGACGGCAAGGAUGACAUUGAACAGUAUAAGAACGGCUUUGUGAAUCUUGCACUUCCGUUCUUCGGUUUCAGUGAACCCAUCCCUAGCCCCAAGGGCAAAUACCAGGGCAAGGAGGGUGAAGUGACCAUUGAUCAACUCUGGGAUCGCUUCGAAGUGGACGAUAUUCCUUUGCAGGACUUCCUCAAGCACUUCUCUGACAAAGGUUUGGAAAUCAGCAUGGUCAGCUCAGGAGUGAGCUUGCUGUAUGCCAGUUUCUAUCCCCCUUCGAAGGUGAAGGACCGUCUCCCAUUGACGAUGAGCAAAUUGGUGGAGCAUAUCAGCAAGAAGCCCGUUCCGGAGCAUCAAAAGAACAUCAUCUUUGAAGUCACAGCUGAGGAUACAACGGAGGAGGAUGUCGAGAUCCCUUAUGUGAUGGUGAAGCUGAGGAAAAACUCCGUCAGCCCCGCACAGCUCCUCCCCUCUUCAACGCGCAACAUGUCGACUGGUAAUGCCGAUAAGAUCACCGACUGGGUCAGUCGCAAUGACAAAUCGGGCGAGUUCAAACGCCAGACUUCAGCCUUCCGCAAUUGGAUCUCUAGAGAGCCAGGCGCGGAAUUCCCCCCGGAAAAGGGCCGUUAUCAUCUCUAUGUCUCCUAUGCUUGUCCAUGGGGCGACGCAUCGCACAUUGAUCACCCGGAAGCUCAAGGGUCUGGAAGAUUUUAUCUCCUUCACAUCCGUGCACUGGCACCUGGCGAGAAAGGUUGGCGCUUCGUGACCUCAGACGAGAAACUUCCCGGAGAAAACACCACCCCAGACCCAUUACACUCUGAUGUCACCCACCUCCGGGACAUUUACUUCGCCAACGACCCAGACUACGCAGGCCGAUUCACCGUCCCAGUUCUAUACGACAAAAAGACACAACGUAUCAGUGCCGAGAUAAUCCGCAUGCUCUACUACGAAUUCGACGACCUCCUCCCCUCGAACUCUUCCCAAAAGCUUCUCGACCUCUACCCAACCAAGCUUCGCAGCCAGAUCGACACCUCGAACGAAUGGAUCUACAACGAUGUCAACAACGGCGUCUACAAGUCCGGCUUCGCAACCACCCAAGAAGCCUACCAAAAGAACGUGACGACGCUCUUCUCCUCCCUCGACAAGAUCGAAGAACACCUUCAGAGCAAUGCCUCGCCGUACUUCUUUGGUUCAGCGCUCACUGAAGCGGAUAUCAGGCUUUUUACGACGAUCGUCCGGUUUGACCCCGUGUAUGUGCAGCAUUUCAAGUGCAAUAUCCGUGAUAUCAGGUCCGGGUAUCCUGCUAUUCAUCUCUGGUUGAGGAAUUUGUAUUGGGAUAUUCCGGCGUUCCGGGAGACGACAGAAUUCGAGCAUAUCAAGUUUCACUAUACGAAGAGUCACACGCAGAUUAAUCAAUUUGCGAUUACACCUGUUGGGCCGGUGCCGGAUAUCUUGCCGAAGGAUGAGGAGGUUAGGGCUGUUGCUGCCGUGAAGAAGUAAUGUGGAUAAUGGAAUGAAUUUCUUUCUGCACGAUAUGUCGAUGACUAACUCUUGGAUGGCCGACGAGCUGUAAAUGAAAAUGAUUAUGCUUUUGUUUUAGUAAAAAUAUGUUCUAAUGUCACUGCGGUAAAUGGCAUGGACCGAAA
Molecule: messenger RNA, 4637 nt
Organism: Aspergillus nomiae NRRL 13137
Lineage: Eukaryota; Fungi; Ascomycota; Eurotiomycetes; Eurotiales; Aspergillaceae
Gene: ubaA
Product: E1 ubiquitin-activating protein ubaA
Exons: 13
Coding region: 1-4491 (1496 amino acids)
Biological process (GO): protein sumoylation
Cellular component (GO): cytoplasm; SUMO activating enzyme complex
Molecular function (GO): SUMO activating enzyme activity; glutathione transferase activity
Source: RefSeq, a predicted model, not a curated record